AUGGAGGAAUCGUUAGACGGUCGGGAGAGCAGUGCGGUCGCGAGCGGGUUCGACUCCGCGGCUAUUUUGAACGAUGACGUAUCACCAACCACUAGCUUUUGCUACAAUAUACCGAAUUUAUUUAAUGGCCUUGGUCCUGGAUCAGUGCUAUGUGAACGUCCAGAUACGGAACCCAGUGAAACUUACACGCCGAGCACCGAACCUGUUGACGACAGUACGGAACACCAGCAGUACGAAGAUGAUGAAGAAUAUUCUCCUAAAUCGAAUUUGUUGGUUGCGUGGUUUCCGCUUAUCACACCUCAUUUUAACAUUUACUGUUUAUUUCUAGAUGCUAAAGGAGAUAUACCCAAACGGAAGCAAAGGAGAUACAGGACAACCUUUUCAAAUGUACAACUGGAACAGCUGGAGGCCGCUUUCCACAAGACUCACUACCCCGACGUGUUCUUCAGAGAGGAAUUAGCAAUGAGGAUAGAUUUAACAGAAGCUAGGGUUCAGGUAUGGUUUCAAAAUCGUCGGGCAAAAUGGCGUAAGCAGCAGAAAGCCGGUUGUGAACCUUACCCGGCUGCCGCUAGAGGUCCAAGGUCUCCUGAUGAAAGGUCACCUUCAGCUCUCGCUCUUGAGAUGAGAGACUUCAUCACUAUUCCUGUAUCAUCAACACAAAUGAUAAACCUAACUGAAACUCAAACACAGGCUUACGCAACGAAAUCAAAGCCUUCGCCGCCAGCCAUCCACAUAUCAGCCUUGCCAACAAGACAAAACCCUCAAGUCGACCUCCCAUCAUUUUCCAUACCUCUCCAAUACAACCUUGGAAGCUUCAAAAAGAUCGGUGAAGACGUCCAACUAGAUUUAGAAACUACUGACCAAAGUAACUGGGAUGCCAGAAUGAUCCCAAAUUUCAACCUUAUAAACCUAAAGCCGUUGAUAGAAGCCAGAGAAAAUGUUGAUAUGGAAAUAAAAUACGAAGUCAAGAACGAAAAUAGAAUUAAUUUCAAUGAAAUACAAACUGUGCAAGCUAUAGAAACUGAGGAUAUAUUAGGUAAGGAUGCAGUCAAUGAAGGACAGACGAUUUCACCAGAUUUCGAGAUACAGAGAUAUCAGAAUUAUCAAAAUGAUACCGAGAAACGGUUUAGGGAGCAAAGCUUUGAAGAUUCCAUUAUGGAAGAUGGAAGGAACGAUUUUGUAUGUGACGGUGACUUUCUUUGUAAAAACAAUUUUGAGAAAGUUGAUGAGAAACGAAAUGAAUUUGAGGAUUGUCAUCUUCUGGAUACUGAUAACAACGUUGGAAUUAGUAAUUUUGAAAGUAAUCUGUAAGAUAUUAAUUUAAUUACUAUAACGCAACUUAUCCCUACU
This is a messenger RNA of Trichoplusia ni (cabbage looper), 1350 nucleotides long. Its product is annotated as homeobox protein ceh-62-like. NCBI's taxonomy places the organism in Eukaryota, Metazoa, Arthropoda, Insecta, Lepidoptera, Noctuidae. The record is from RefSeq and is a predicted model, not a curated record. The coding region runs from base 1 to 1311 and encodes 436 amino acids. The transcript has 6 exons. Gene Ontology annotation, molecular function: DNA-binding transcription factor activity, RNA polymerase II-specific; RNA polymerase II transcription regulatory region sequence-specific DNA binding. Gene Ontology annotation, biological process: regulation of transcription by RNA polymerase II.